Messenger RNA from Salarias fasciatus (jewelled blenny), 511 nucleotides. RefSeq names its product mannose-specific lectin-like. The coding region runs from base 94 to 450 and encodes 118 amino acids. The transcript has 3 exons. The record is from RefSeq and is a predicted model, not a curated record. Lineage: Eukaryota; Metazoa; Chordata; Actinopteri; Blenniiformes; Blenniidae.
CUCUCUUCACAGUAUAAAAGGUGGGUGUUUCAAAGUGCAUCACCUCUUUGUCUUUCCAGCAGCCUGACCAGGGGGAAACAUCCCAGCCUCAUCAUGAGCAGAAACUUCCUGUCCACACAUGAGGCGCUCUUCAGAGGCGACUACCUUCUGUCCAAUAACAGGGAGUUCAAGGCAAUUUUUCAGGAUGAUGGGAACUUUGUCAUCUAUGGCUGGAAACCUGUGUGGGAUAGUGGCACUGCCAACACGGAGGGUGUCCGUUUGUGCAUGCAGGGCGACGGCAACCUGGUCAUUUACACCAGAGCCUCCAAGCCUGUGUGGCACACCAAUUCCUACGGGGACAUCAGUAACAUGUGCCGGCUCUACCUGACGGACGAAGGGAAGCUGGUGGUGAGACGAGUAUUUGAGGAGAUCUGGAACUCCUCCAACUCAAGAGGAAAGAAGUCAACUUGAAAAGUUCAGCAUUGUUUUUUCAACAAAUUCUCCUUUCUACGUAAUUAAAACCAUUGGAAGG